AUGAACAUUGCCCGUCCACUGACCUUCUAUGUUCCACAACAUCGCCUUGCAAUCCGGACGCUGGCCUGCACAGAGACCUCGAGCUUCCAAGCAUCUCCUGCUGGCAAUCGACUGCGAGGCUUAAGACGACAUUUUGCGAGCUCUUGUGACAAGAUGGCACCAACUACGAAGCAAUAUGAUUAUAUAGUCAUUGGAGGAGGCAGUGGGGGCUCUGGUGCCGCGAGAAGAGCCUCCGGGUGGUAUGGAGCAAAGACGUGCAUAAUCGAGAAUGGUAGAUCUGGAGGCUGCUGCGUCAAUGUCGGCUGUGUGCCGAAAAAAAUGACCUACAACAUGGCUCAGAUCAAUAGAGCACUGAGAAAUGGGCGCCAUUAUGCCUACGACAUUCCAGAGAACACACCAUUUGAUUUUGGGGCUUUCGUGGAGAAGCGAGACGCGAGGAUCGAGGCCUUAAACGGCAUCUAUGAAAGCAAUUGGGCUAAGGAAAAUAUUGAGUUGAUCCAUGGCAAAGCCACAUUCUUGUCGCCGCACGAGAUCCAGGUUGAUAUGAAGGAUGGCAGUGGGACAGUGACGUUGACGGCCCCUAAGGUCUUGAUCGCCACAGGAGGCUACCCCUUGAAGCCAACGAAUAUCAAGGGUGCAGAAUACGGUAUAACUUCAGACGAUUUUUUCUCGAUGAAAAAGUUGCCCAAAAAGUAUGUCUUGGUCGGUGCGGGAUAUAUUGCAGUCGAGAUGGCUGGCAUGUUAAAUGCCCUUGGCGUCGAAGUGCAUAUGUUCUUGAGGCAAUCGAGGUUUUUACGGAAAUUUGAUCCUAUGAUCCAGGAUACUAUGACCAAGCAUUAUGAGGAUGCCGGAGUGAUCAUCCACAAAAAUCACCCUGAUAUCAAAGAAGUGGUGCAAGUCCAGGCAGCCACGUCCGAGUCGGAUCCCUCGUCAAAGCAGCUAAAGCUAAUCCAUACCGAUGGCUCAGAGUUCGAAUGCAACGAACUAUUAUGGGCUAUUGGUCGGGCACCUGAAAUACAGGACCUUGACGUCAAGAGGAUUGGCAUGGAACUUGGGAAGAAAGGUCAUAUCGUGGUCGACGAAUACCAGAAUACUUCCAUACCUGGCAUUUAUGCCAUCGGUGACGUUACGGGUCAGGCGGAAUUGACCCCAGUUGCUAUUGCAGCCGGUCGCAAGCUAGGGGACCGUCUCUUCGGACCUCCCGAGCUUAAAAAUUCGAAGCUCGAUUACAAUCGUAUCCCGAGCGUGGUCUUCAGUGAACCGAAUUGUGGUGCCACAGGACUGACUGAGCCUGAAGCCAUCGACAAAUAUGGGAAGGACCAGAUUAAGAUCUAUCAUACCAAAUUCAGAGCAAUGUUUUACGAUGUUUUUUCGGAGCCAGAACGGAGUCAGAACCCGACGGAGUACAAAGUUAUCACUGUUGGCAAGGAAGAGGAAAUCGUGGGCAUGCAUCUGAUAGGGGAUGAGGUCGCUGAAGCUAUGCAAGCAUGGGGGGUUGUUGUUAAGAUGGGUGCCAAGAAGCGCGAUUUGGACAGCUGUAUCGCUAUCCACCCUACUUCGGCGGAAGAAUUGGUCACCUUGAAAUGA
Endocarpon pusillum Z07020 is the source of this 1587-nucleotide messenger RNA. RefSeq lists its product as uncharacterized. Gene Ontology annotation, biological process: glutathione metabolic process; cellular response to oxidative stress; cell redox homeostasis. Lineage: Eukaryota; Fungi; Ascomycota; Eurotiomycetes; Verrucariales; Verrucariaceae. Gene Ontology annotation, molecular function: glutathione-disulfide reductase (NADPH) activity; flavin adenine dinucleotide binding. Bases 1 to 1587 code for a protein of 528 amino acids. The transcript is spliced from 2 exons. Gene Ontology annotation, cellular component: cytosol; mitochondrion. The record is from RefSeq and is a predicted model, not a curated record.